GGAGUUUUUUUCAUAAAUCUGCUCCUUUCGUUGUCCCGUCACGAAAAGAAAUGGCUGGCAAAAACUCAAAUUUCAUCCAAUUCUUUCAGUUCAAGAAGCAAAAGAUUCGUUUUUUAAUUUGUGAUAGUGUGUAGAAGAGCAAAAGUUUUUAAAAAUCAAACUGGCAAAACUGUAGCAAUUUUUGUGGUGUGCCUUUUAAAAGUCCAGUUUUACGAUGUUGUCCCGUCACGCUACAUUUUUAUUUCAGGGGAAGCACAGGUACUAUAUGGUUCAUUCUGCAUACUAUUUCUUUGUAGGAAAAUCAAUUAUCUUUCCAAAUAUGUAAUAACAUUGGGGGGUUUCUUCUUUUAUUUUGCAACUACAGCCAAAACGCUGAAAAAAACUUGGAGUUUUUUUGAAAAGGAGCCGAAGAAUCGGUGAGCUAGUCAAUUUUUUUUUCAAAUUUGAAGCUCGUUUUCUCAACUUGCUGUAAAUUCCCCCUUCAAGACUGGCCAAAUUCUCUUAAACUCACUAGGGAAUACCGUGGAGAAUUCCCCAUAUCCCUUUAAAAAGAGGAAAAAAUUGAAUAGGAUUCAGGCAGCAAUGUGUGGAUAAGACCCUCUGCAUACAAUGAUCUAGCUUUUGGAUCAACGUUGUAGUGGCAACCACCUGAGCUGCUCGACUCCUGACCAUGUAAAAUUAAAUCUUAAGGGAUGUGAUUAUGGGGAUAUAAAAUCCCAUGCUUCCACAUGACUCAUCUUGAAACUUUGAAAUCUGGAGCAACAUUUGAAAGGGGCGGUACGACAUUCCUCUACGGUCUUUCGUCCCAUUUAAACGCGUGUAAUGAAAGGCGUCGUACUGCCCCUUUCAAAUGUUGCUCCAGAAAUCAUCAUGAAGAGAGGCGAAGAAUCAAAAAUGGGUGUACUACUCAAAAACUUACGGAUUGCGCUACAAGACUCGGGCAAAUCCUGCUCAAUAAAUGAAUUAAUAAAAUGCAGGUAAAUCUCGAUAAAAUUGAUAAAAUAAGAUAAUCGGCAUUAACUGUGUUUUUCCAAACAAGCGAGGCUAAUUUUAAACGAAACGUGAAAGAAAAAUAAAUCGAUUGUAAUACGUUGCACUCAAUGUCUUCCAGAUGUGGGCUACCUCAAUACACAAUACUUACAGCCGUUAUAUUUUAGAUCAAUUAAAAUCGAUUUCUUUCCAACAUGAACUCCUCCAGUGAUCUCAUGUAUCUUAUGUCGCACUCGCGAAUCUUAUCACUGAACUACUUGUGAACUACGCCAGGGGUAGUAAGUGUUGGUCACGCGCCAGCCAAAUCCAUUUGAUUUAAUGAAGUUUGAUAAAAAGUAACGAUAUGGAUGAGAAACCCCAUUCUACGGGAAAGUCCAACAGGCCUACAUUCAACCGUAGACUACGGACAGCGGCGGACGUUUUUGAGCACUUUCUUUCCGAAGGAAUUUUUGUGUUCUUGGAGUGAUGUUUAAGCUAGUUGGACUUAUUGCAAGCCGCAGAGGUCAGCAGCUGGUUCGUUAUGAAGCGGUCAGAUGCGCAUCGAGCCAAUCCUUCAUGAUGAACCUGUUCAGUGGACAGCUGCAAACGACCCAGUUGUUCCCGUACCCGGACGUCCUCAGUGAAGACCAGCGAGAGUACCUCCAGGCAUUCAUCGAUCCCGUGAAUCGAUUCUUUACCGAUGUGAACGACAGCAAGCGGAACGACGAGGCUUCGCACGUGGACGAGCGAACCAUGGACGCCAUGUGGGAGCUAGGCGUCAUGGGCUACGGUACGCCCGUGGAGUACGGCGGACUGGGACUGACGAACGUUCAAGCGGCCCGGCUGAACGACAUCACCGGUGGAUUCGACCUGGCGCUGUCGAUCCAUGCCGGGGCGCACCAGUCGAUCGGAACGAAGGGAAUUAUACUGUACGGAAGUGCGGAACAGAAGGAGAAGUACCUUCCGCAACUGGCAACGGGCAAGGUGUUUGGGGCGUUCGCUUUGACGGAACCUUCGGUGGGUUCCGACGCGGCUUCCGUAAAGUCUAGGGCUGUGCUGAGUCCAUGCGGGAAGUACUACAUCCUGAAUGGAACGAAGAUCUGGUGCUCGGGGGGAGGGAUUGCCGAUAUCUUCACGACCUUUGCCCAGACGGAGGUCGUUGAUCCGGAGACGGGAGAGAAGCGGGACAAGAUGACGGCUUUCAUCGUCGAGCGUGGGUUUGGAGGAGUCUCUUCGGGGACUCCGGAGAGCAAAAUGGGACUCAAGUGCUCCGUUACGACGGAUGUGUACUUUGACGACGUAAAGGUGCCCGUUGAGAACGUUUUGGGGGAGGUCGGCAAUGGUUUCAAGGUUGCGGUUAACAUCUUGAAUUCAGGGAGAUUCGGACUGGCAGCCAUGUUGUCCGGCACGAUGCGGGCAUGCAUUCAGAAGGCAGCGGAGCACGUCACGACUCGAGUUCAGUUCAAGCGGAAGCUUAAGGACUUUGAGAAUGUCCAGGAGAAGCUUGCCCGGAUGGCGAUGCAUCACUACGUGGCGCAGACGCUGACCUUUAUGGUGUCCGGCAACAUGGACAAAGGAUCGACGGAGUAUCAUCUGGAGGCGGCCAUCACGAAAGUGUUUGGAACGGAAGCGGGUUGGUACGUUUGUGACGAGGCUAUCCAGCUACUGGGUGGUAACGGGUACAUGAAGGCUACCGGACUGGAGCAGUUCAUGAGAGAUAUGCGGGUGUUCCGGAUUUUCGAAGGUGCGAACGAUGUGCUAAGGUUGUUCAUUGCUUUGACCGGCAUUCAGUUUGCUGGGCAACAACUCAAAGGACUGCAGAAAGCUUUGAAGAGUCCAUUCAUGAAUAUGGGAAUUAUUCUUCAAGAGGGAUCCAAGCGAAUAUCGCGUAGUAUUGGAUCAGGAGGUACCAAUCUAGAGCAGUUUGUCGCUGAUCCGCUGAAAGAUUCCGCCAAGCUUUGCUCGCAGUCCAUCGACCAGUUCAGCCAAACUGUGGAAUCCCUGCUCGUCAAGCACGGCAAGGGCAUCGUCGAGCGGCAGUUCAUCCUGGCCCGGAUAGCGGACUCGGCGAUCGACAUCUACACGAUAGCCUGCGUGCUGUCCCGGGCGACGCGAGCCGUCCGGAAGGGGCUGCCCUCGGCGGAACAUGAAGUGUUGAUGACGCAGGCGUGGUGUGUUGAGGGUCACAACCGUGUGCAGCAGAAUAUUCUACGGAUCAAGUCCGAUGCGUUCCAGAGCAACUACCAGAAAAUGGGGCAGAUUGCGAAGAACAUUUGCGACCAUCAAGGUGUGGCGCAUACGAACCCGUUGGAAGUGGAUUAAAUAUUGUUGUAGUAUUAAAUUAUGAAUUAUACGUUUGUUAUAUUUAAUGAGAAUAAGGUGUGUUAUGACUG
Messenger RNA from Culex pipiens pallens (northern house mosquito), 3362 nucleotides. Its product is annotated as very long-chain specific acyl-CoA dehydrogenase, mitochondrial-like. The coding region runs from base 1456 to 3291 and encodes 611 amino acids. NCBI's taxonomy places the organism in Eukaryota, Metazoa, Arthropoda, Insecta, Diptera, Culicidae. The transcript is spliced from 5 exons. Gene Ontology annotation, molecular function: fatty-acyl-CoA binding; flavin adenine dinucleotide binding; very-long-chain fatty acyl-CoA dehydrogenase activity. The record is from RefSeq and is a predicted model, not a curated record.